This is a messenger RNA of Amorphotheca resinae ATCC 22711, 201 nucleotides long. RefSeq lists its product as hypothetical. Gene Ontology annotation, molecular function: telomerase RNA binding; box H/ACA snoRNA binding. Lineage: Eukaryota; Fungi; Ascomycota; Leotiomycetes; Helotiales; Amorphothecaceae. Gene Ontology annotation, cellular component: box H/ACA telomerase RNP complex; box H/ACA snoRNP complex. The coding region runs from base 1 to 201 and encodes 66 amino acids. The transcript has 2 exons. Gene Ontology annotation, biological process: rRNA pseudouridine synthesis; positive regulation of telomerase RNA localization to Cajal body; snRNA pseudouridine synthesis. The record is from RefSeq and is a predicted model, not a curated record.
AUGCAUCUCAUGUACACGCUCGACGCCUCCGGCAAGCGCAUCUACACGCUGAAGAAAGUAGUUAAUGGUGAAGUGACCAAGUCUGCGCAUCCUGCUCGGUUCUCACCGGAUGAUAAAUACUCGAGACAUCGGGUUACGUUGAAGAAGAGAUAUGGGUUGCUCAUUACGCAGCAGAAGGAUCUGAAGGUUUUGGGCCAAUAA